Messenger RNA from Lucilia sericata (common green bottle fly), 6039 nucleotides. Its product is annotated as nucleoprotein TPR. Lineage: Eukaryota; Metazoa; Arthropoda; Insecta; Diptera; Calliphoridae. The coding region runs from base 280 to 5520 and encodes 1746 amino acids. Gene Ontology annotation, molecular function: zinc ion binding. Gene Ontology annotation, cellular component: nucleus. The transcript is spliced from 4 exons. The record is from RefSeq and is a predicted model, not a curated record.
UUUACUAAACUGUCAAAAAAGGAAAAUUUACAACACUGUGAGAGGGUUGCUUGUGUAUUUCUUGUGAAAAAUUUUAAUAAAAAACAAUUUAAUGAAAAUCGUAUAGAAAUAAAUUAAUACACAAUGAUCAGCGAUACCUAAGUUAAUAUUUAACAAUAAAAAACAAAGUGAAAGCUUUAAAAAUUAAAUAAAUUUCUAGAUUUUCCAUAAGUUUGUACGGACCGUAGUAGGAAAAAAAGAAAACACACAUACCGAGUAGUAAGAGAGACAGGAUUCACAAUGGAACGUUUUGCCAUAAAAAUCGACAAAAAACUUAAGGCAAAUUUAUAUAAAAUAUGUCGUCUUUGCGGCAUAGAUAAUCCAGAUAUGGUGCCAAUACUCACGGAUAAGCCAGAAAAUGCAGCUAUUGAUGUGGAGGCUGAAAUGGAGAUGGCUGAAAAGAUAAAUUUACUACUUGGUUUAUCGGUAACAAAGGAUGAUAAAAUGCCACAGAGUAUGUGCUAUUUGUGUGUGGAUAAAAUCAAUGAUUUCUACGAGUUUCGUGAAAUGUGCUAUUCCACAAAUGCCCAAACUCGCAAACUAUUAGGCUUAAAAAAUGUCAAAAAGCCGCCCGUGGAUAUAAAACCCAAAGUAGAGAUAAAAGAAGAAUCUAUAGUACCCACUAAUAAUACUGCAAACACCCCUGCUGCUAACAAUAAGGCUAAUCGUAAGCGUAAAACCGAGGAGGUGGCUUUAAAGGAGGAAAUACCAGCAACGCCGGUUGUUCUGCCCAAGAAAAAACUACGUUUCUCUGCAGUGGCAGAAACCAGCAUUAAGGAGGAAGUACCAGUAAUAACUAAGAAAAAGUUGAGAUUUACCGUAACGAAUGAUGAAGCAACACCAACCGCAGCCGUCGGUAACAAGAAAACAAAAAAUGCUUUUAUUGAAGAGAGUAAAUUGAAAAAGGAACCCUCACCGCCAGUGUCAGCAACAACUGCUGCGGUCAGUAGUAAGAAACUAAAAAUGUCAGCGCCUACUCCAAAAGAAAUAGCUGCUAAGAAAUCCAAACAGAAACCUGGUAAAACGGCUGAGUUAGAUGUUAAAGAAGAAAUCAAAGAGGAAAUUAAGGAAGAACCCUUACCCGCAGCAGCCCCUGCUCCAGCGGCAAAAGUACCGCCUGCAUCAAAGCUUAAAUUCGGCUGCAAUAUUUGUAAGGAACGUUUUGCUGCUAAAAUUAAUCUCGAUGCCCAUACGCGGACUACGCAUAUUCCUAAAAUUGAACGUUUCGUUUGCACCGCCUGUAACGAGGUACUCAGCAAAAGUUUCGAUAUUAAAAAUCAUCAAUUGUGGCAUAAACUUUCGAAAACACCUUAUGUCUGCGGCUGCUGCGGCGAGUCUAUAUUAAAUACGUAUGCAUUUUCAAGACAUUUACGAGAGCAUGCAUUCGAAACACCACCAGCUCUACUCGUAUUAGAUCGUGAGUGUCCCCAGUGUCACACUUCGUAUGCUACGAAUUAUCUCUACAAUAUCCACAUAUGUGCUGUGAAAACAAAACGUUGUGCUGGAUGCAAUCGUUUACAGCGCAAUGAUGCCGAAUAUAUAAAACAUUCCGCACAGUGUGCCAAAGUCUACUUAAACUAUUCGAAACAUAUUAUGCCCUCCGUGGAGGCAUUAGAGGAUGCGGUGCGUAUUAAAAAUGAAAAUGAUGUUGAGGCGGCUGCCGAAGAAAUGGCACGCCUCAGUGGUGUACCUCUGGAUAUGGCUCCGGUGGUGCAAUUAACGAGAUUAUCAUCACCUAUCAUUAUGGCAGCUAAUCAAUGUGUCUCAAUGACGGGAUUGGAUGAUGCCGCCAGUACAAGCAGCAAGAGGAGUGGCAAAAAGGGUGUUUCGAAGAAAGAUUUAAAACGUGUUGAUGAACUUUUGAAAUCAACCUUAGAUGCUUUGGUUAGUAUUAAACAUGAACCCGAGGUGCAUGUGGAACCGGAAACACCAUGUGCUGGUGUACACAGUGAUAAUGAUGAGCAUAAUGAGUCUCAUGUUGGUGGCCUAGAUGAUUAUCAUCAUAAUGAUGACGAUUCCGAUUAUGAAAAUGAACCAGCAAAUACUGCUGCUGGAAAUAUUGCGCCCAAUAGCGAAACUAAUGUGGCCAACGAAAUAACAUCAGUGGAACAAAUUAAAAUUAAACAAGAAAUUGAUGAAAUAAAUGAAGACAAUGCCAAUAAGAUUGGUGGUGGUGGCCUUAAAUUAAAAAUUAAAAAGGAGCAUGGCCAAUUGAAUUCAUCCAUAAUAGAACAACAGAAAUCCUCUGAGAAACGAGCCGAAAAACGUAAGAAGAAAAAGAAACAUAAGGAUAAAGAGAAAGAAAAACAAAAAUUGUCUAAGGACUUGCAGGACGAACAAAUGUCACAAGAUUCGAAUGGUCAUAAUAAUGCUGAGGAGAAUAUGGCAGCUGCAACAACAAUACGUAUUAAAACUGAACCUCAAGAUGGAACAGAUGCGGCAGAUAUGCAGUCUGUGGCCAGCACUAUACAAAUUAGGCCGCAACCAGAGGCUACAAUCAUGACGUCUAUACCAAUGAUGCAAUUUCAAAUUGCUUGUGUGUCGAGUGGCGUUGAAUUUAAUGGUGGAGCCGCCAGUGCAGUUGCUGAAACACCACAAACAAUGGCAUCUACAAAUCAUGAAGCUGAGCCUGAAGAUGUUAAACCAAAUCGUGAAGAAUUGGAUCGUAUGAUGAAAAUAUCUCAUGUAAGCAGCGGUAUUGCCAUGGAAACAGAUGACAACGAAGAGCAACCCAUGGAUCAUGAUGGCAAUGAUGAUGAAGGCAAUGGUGGUGAUGUGGAUGAAGGGGAAGAAACAGAUUAUCAUGAGGAAAGUAAUGAAGAUGAUCAUCAUGAUGAUGACAAUGAAUCUGCACAAGAUCAUGUUGAUGAGGAACAGGAGGCGGAAGAAGAGGCAGAGGAUGAACACGAUAAAGACAUAGACAAGACAUCGGAAGAUACAGGAAUUGACAAUGAGGACAUUAUUGCUAAGAAGAUAAAGAAACCUUUACUAAAACCUAAAACUAAACUAGCUUUGAAAUCUAAAGUGAAAUCUACACCAAGCCUUACAAAAAGUCGCAAUAAGGCGUGUAAAUCAACAGCAAAACCUUCCAAUAUGCCUGUUUUACAAAUUACUGCCGUACGCAGUGGUGUAACAUUGGAGCCUACAGCUCCCUGCGACAGCGACUUUAUUCCUAUAUUCAUUAAGCCAGAACCCCAAAAUCGUGGUUAUUCCGAUGAACAACCUUUAGUCGAAACGCCACGACAAACCGAAACAGUCCAGCCUCAAGAGGAAACUGAUGAAUUAUCGAAUACUCAUACUGCUGAGGAACAGAAUUAUAUUUCUUCUAUUGAUUUUAAUAAUAUAACAAUCAAACAAGAGAAGGAUAUCGAAAUAAAUGACGUACAAAUCUCUCAAAAAUCUGUUAAAUCUUAUGCAGAUUUCAAUGGCAUUAAAAGAAAACGCAAGGCCCAACGUCGUACACAUGGUAUUAAGGAUAGAACCUUAAAGAAGGAUGAAAAAUUGGCAAAUACUGAUGAAAAUAUGGAGGCUGAAGAAGAACAUGAAACCGAUGAAGAAGUUGAGGAAGAAAUCGAUGAUGAAGAAGAAGCUGAGGAGGUUGAAGAAGAGGAAGAGGACGAUGAAGAAGAGGCUGAUGAAGAGGAGGAAGAAGAAGAGGUUGAGACAGAUUUUGAGGAAGAGAGAGAAUACAGAGAACUCGAAUAUCCACCUGCACUGGAAAAGGAAGCUGCUAAAGAAACGGAGGAUCCAAAAUCUAAACCUGUUUUAGAAAACCAAAUGGACAUUAGUGUUAAGGAAAACAUAGCUGACAGUAUUCAAGUCAAAGAAAGCAACAUGUCACAACCCUCCUUUGUUAUAGCAAGUGUGUGCAGUCAAGUAGCAAUAGGCUCCUCAGAGGAUCUUCACAAAUUUACUGGUGGCAUGGAUAAUAUGGAACAUACUCAAGAUCUAAACAAUCAUAAUGAUAAAUUACUGAAAGAGGCUUCUGUUAGUGAAGCGAAUGAAUUAAUAUCACAAACAGAAGAUGAUCCUAACAAAUCUCAGACAUUACAAGCAAAUCAAGAUUUAGAGAACGUGAGGGCGGAAAAUCCACAUUUGUCAGCAGUUGUAGGUGCUUCGGAAAAUAGUGAUAUAGCAAUGGAAACCCCAAGCAUUGGAAUUUCUAAUGUACCCGUGACAUUUAAUGGACCACAAACUGAAAAUACUCAACUAUUACCAGCAACACUGCCUUUAACAGCCCAGCAGGAAAAUAUACAAGCCAGUGAAAUGUCUUUACAACUGGGACAACCAUUUGAGUUGGGAGUAGACCAAGAAAUUAAUCAAACUUUAAAUACCAGCCAAGUAUCAAACAUUUCAGAUUCCGACACACAAUUAACACAAAAUUCUGGUCCACUUAGACAAGACCAAUUAAGCAUGAGUCUGGGAAAUCCAAUAACACAAGAUUUACACCAACAUCCUCAACAACUUCAAUGUGCCGAACGAAAUUCUCAAGAAAAUAUCGAAUUACCAACAAAUAGUCAAGAAAAUCCUCCACAUACUUUACAGGGUUCAUCGCAUGAAGCUCAAAUUCCUCAGGAAUAUACUAGAACUGAUUCUCAAGAUAAUACGGCUCAAGAUCAACAACAACAACAACAACUUCCACAACCUCAUACAUCACAAGAUCUGCAACCAGUAUUCAAAAUUAGUUCUAUAACAUCUGCUGCUAUUGAUGUAACACCACAAUUUUCGAAUAAUCCUUCAAGCAACAGCAAUGAUGAUGAGGAAAUAUUGAAAGACAAUCAAGAAGAGACGGCGGCGACCAUUGAAGGUGUUGUAGAACAAGCUAAAGAACUUAAUUUAGAAGCACAACCCGUCACAGAAGAAAUGGAGGUUGAUAAUGAAAAUGAAGAGGAUGACGAGGAGGAGGAGGAUGAUGUCAAUGAAGAUGAAAAUGAACUAAAUGAUGGUGAUAAUGUUAACAAUGAUGAUUCCUCCACAUUGUGUAACAAUUUAGAAGAACGUCAAAAUUAUCAAAAUCAAGAAGUUUUAACACAAUUUCGACCAGCAGCCUUAGCAUUACAUCCAUAUUUGGAAGAUAUUUCAUCGAGUAGUAAUAGUUUGUUAAGUAAUUCUUUAUCACAAACACCACCACCAACAGCAACAUCAUUAUCAAUAUCCUCCGGCACAACAGCAGCGUCAGCGAGUGCUGAACGGCGGCUUUUAAACACUGAAGAGACUGAAAAUAUUUUAAACGAAUCAAGUGAUGCUCUCAGUCGUCGUUCAUCCGUAGUAGCGGCAACUGCGGCGGCGGUAACUGCAGGACAACCAGUACCGCCAUCACAUUUAGUCCAACAACUACCGCCUCACAUGCCAACAUUUAAUUUUGAUAAUAUCAAUGAAAUUGCUGAAAAUAACAAUAAUGCCAAUAUUGAAAGAGAACAACUGCAAGAUGGACAACACCACCAGCAGCAACAUCAGCAACAAACAAGAAAUAACCAAUAAUGUAAUAUAAAAUAUUUUAGAUUUUAAGUAAAUCUUGCCCUUUUCCCCCUUCCCCUACUUUGCACCCCAUUUUACUUUUUCUUGGAAACCUUUUUAUACAAUUUAAAACUAUAUUUUUUAAUUUACUUUUAAUUUUUUAUAACUAAUUUAAAUAAUUAAAAUUAUUUAAAAAAUAUUCGAAAUAAAUUAUUGUAUUGUAAAUUGUACACUUAAGAUUAUUAAUUAUAUACUAUUUAUAAUGACAUCUUAAUUUUGCCGCAAACCCCUUAAAUCAUUACAAGAAAAUCUCAUUUCAAAAUUUUCAUUUUAUUUCGUUUUUUUUUAAUAUUUUUUAUUAUUAUUUUAAUUGUAUAGUUUGUAAUAUUUCUUUUUUUAAUUUCAAAAUUAUUUUUUAAGGUUUUAAUUUAGCUUUUAACUACAAAAGAAAAAAAAUAUUUUUAAUUUUAGUUUAUAUGUUUUUUUUUAAUGAAAUCAAUCUUUAAAAAAGUAAAAUAAAAUGUAGAAUUAUUUGAUAUAACA